CUUCUCUACAGUUGAAAUAUCUGCUGGAGCAGCGCACGAGACGGCUGGGAGACUUGCAGCGAUGAAGGUGGAAACGACGAUCUCGGAUCUGCUGAUGGAGUGCGAGGAACAGGGUGUCCAAUUGCCGGAGAGCCCCUGGCAGGCGCUGCGUGAGGUGAUCACGGCGUUACGAAACACUAAACACGACGCAUUAGGCUAUCUACAGACCGCAAAGGCUUUUGACCAGCUCAAGACCAAGUUUUCCAAAGAUACUGAAGCGAUGGAGACGGAGACGGCGGCAGCGUCACCACGUGUGGUACGCCGCCAGAAGCGCAAGCUCAUGGAUGACAUGCCCAAACGCAAGCGCCGAAACAUGAUUCUUGACAGUGAUAGUGACAGCGACGAUACCUCUGCCUUAGUCGCCGACAUCAUGAGCCCUGUGGCGAGCAGUAAGAAGAAGACCAAGUACCCCAAAAAGAGUCGUAUUCAAGAGCAGGUGGAGGCCACACCUGCCGCGAAAGAUCAGAACCAGUCACUUGUGGAUCAAUUGGUGCAUUUGGGCGAGUAUGAGGUGACCCACGGGUACACCCAACGUGGACUUGCACGUUUCCGAGCUGCGAGGGAGAUCCGCAACAGCUACGUUGUCAUUACUUCGGGGGCACAAGCGAAGAAACUUGACCACGUGGGAGCAGCGGCGGCUACGAAAAUUGACCAACUUCUGAACGAAGGGCUUGCAGCCGCUCUUAGUGAGUACGAUGGGGACGACGAGGCACUACCGGUGACAAAGUGA
Messenger RNA from Phytophthora infestans T30-4, 769 nucleotides. RefSeq lists its product as uncharacterized. Lineage: Eukaryota; Oomycota; Peronosporomycetes; Peronosporales; Peronosporaceae. The transcript has 2 exons. Bases 62 to 769 code for a protein of 235 amino acids. The record is from RefSeq and is a predicted model, not a curated record.